Macrobrachium nipponense is the source of this 1953-nucleotide messenger RNA. RefSeq lists its product as uncharacterized. NCBI's taxonomy places the organism in Eukaryota, Metazoa, Arthropoda, Malacostraca, Decapoda, Palaemonidae. The transcript has 6 exons. Gene Ontology annotation, molecular function: RNA endonuclease activity; single-stranded DNA endonuclease activity; metal ion binding. Gene Ontology annotation, cellular component: mitochondrial inner membrane; nucleus. Bases 113 to 1360 code for a protein of 415 amino acids. The record is from RefSeq and is a predicted model, not a curated record. Gene Ontology annotation, biological process: apoptotic DNA fragmentation.
UUGUCAAAUCAUUCACCGUUUGAUAGUACUGCAAAAAAGGUCGACUCUCCUUUAUAAGAAAAAGAAAAGCUAUUACCUAACAUAAUUUUCGCGUUUAAGAACGUUUUUCUAAAUGCAGAAUUUACGAUUAAUUAGCGUUUUGGCAGCGGUGCUGGCGGUAGGAUUCGACAUACCCGGAGUUAAUGCCCAAGGUUCCUGUCAAAUCGACUUAGACAGCGCACCUCAAGGAUUCAAUCCUCCUCUCCUGGUGAAUCCUGGCAGCCAGGAAACUGAAUAUCCCGAGUUAGAAGGCGGGGAACGUCUCCUUACCAUUCCUGAUGGUGGUGCGCUGGUUGCUGCCUGCACUGGCAACACAAAUAGCUUUGAGCUCGUUGACGUAAAGGAAUUGGAGGUGUCUUGCAGGGGUGGCAGACUGUCCGUCUUACGACAAUCAGAGGCGUAUUCGCAGAUUGUGAAAUGGGUCGACCUCGGAUGCCAAAAGCGGCCCAGGGCUUACCUCAGACGUACGAAGAACAGCAAAUGCGGAGAGAGAGGAGAAAGAUACGACAUCGGAUGGCCAAUAAGACCAGGUUUCUUUGUGCCGUUAAUUCAUCUUUGCUACGACGACCAAGUGGAGACCACAGAAUUCACUUACCACAAGGUGCAAGGAAGGUCCAUCGGCUUCAGAUCCGUUGAUUCGUCUAGGCCAGGCUUCCGGUCUGCUGGCAUGUUCGACGUAGACGCGAACAACGUCUACAAGAGAAGGAAUCAGAGGCCUUUGUUCUCUGAGCUCUUGGGCACAACUGAGCAUCUGACCAGCCAAGGUCAGCACUACCUGGCCAGAGGUCACUUGGCGCCCGAUUCGGAUUUCUUCUACACUGCUGAGCAAGAUGCCACUUACUUCUACGCCAACGUUGUUCCUCAGUGGCAAGACUUCAACAACGGCAACUGGAAGAGACUAGAGUUUGCCGUCAGAGAGUUGGCCGAGAGACAGCAAGCCGCACUAGACGUCUGGACUGGCAGCUAUGGAGUUUUGCAGAUGCCUGAUGCCAAUAACAACCCCGUUGACAUGUUCCUAGGGCUGACUGAAGGAAAGAAACAAGUGCCUGUUCCCGCAGUUCUAUGGAAGGUUAUUCACAACCCUUCCACCAGGCGCGCCGUGGCCAUAGUCGGAGUCAACGACGUUCGAGGUCAAGGCUUCUCGGAUGACAUCAAUUUAAUGGACCCACCUUGCUACGACGUCUGUGACCAACUGGGCUGGAUCGACUGGGAUACCCAGGAAGUGAGAAGAGGUCGUAUCUUCUGCUGCCAAGUGUCUGACCUCAUAGAAAAGAUACCCAGCUUACCUACCAUUGGAAGCGUUCAACUGCUGACCAACUGAGAGUAAGGGAAGGAAUGGUGGUGUUUCUCGAGUCACUGUUUAAGGGAAUAGUGUUGUUCUCAUAACAUUGUUUAGGGAAUAAUGCUGGUUCUCGUAUCACUGUUAAAGGGAAUAGACUUGGUAUUCACAGCACUGUUUGGGGAACAUUGCAGUUUUUCUUAAUACUGUGGGAGAAGUGUUGUUUCUCAUAUCACUGUUAAGAGGAAUAGUCAUGUUUCUCAUAAUACUGUGAAAGUGUUGCUUCUCCAAGCAUUAUUUAGGGAAAAGUCGAGUUUCUCAUAAUACUGUGAGAGCUGUUGUUUCUCAUAACAUUGUUUAGAGGAAUAGUGUAGUUUCUCAUAUCUGUUACUCACAACUAACAAGACUUAUUAAAAAAAAUAUAAGAAUAUAAAAAAGAUGACAUAAAUAAGUUAACAAAUAAAUGUUUGCUUUAUCUCAUAUUUAACAUGUCAAUUAUUAUGCUGAUAAUCUAGUCAUAUCUGUGAUAUAUUGUCUGGUUACCUAUUUAUUGAUCGUUUUAUUUCUAUCUAUUUAUUUAUACAAUUGUCAUGGUUAUUAUUUUUAAUAACUAAUUAAACCAUUCCAUUAAAUCA